Molecule: messenger RNA, 3465 nt
Organism: Aphanomyces invadans
Lineage: Eukaryota; Oomycota; Saprolegniomycetes; Saprolegniales; Verrucalvaceae
Exons: 11
Coding region: 17-3412 (1131 amino acids)
Biological process (GO): protein import into nucleus
Cellular component (GO): cytoplasm; nucleus
Molecular function (GO): nuclear import signal receptor activity
Source: RefSeq, a predicted model, not a curated record
CGACGCUGUCAGGAAGAUGGAGUUCCGCGAGUUUGAGGAGAUGCUAUGGAGCCUCAUGGCGGCAGAGAACACCGUUCGGAACCAUGCCGAGAUGGUGUUCGACAACAUGAAGGCAGACAGCGACCGCACCUUGCUAAGUCUACUGCAUGUGAUUCGAUCCACGUUGAGCGACGACGUGCGCAGUUUGGCGGCUGUCCUCUUGCGCCGUGUCUUGAUUCGAGACGAAGUGAGUCUGUGGACAAAUGCCGCGGCGUCGACACAGCAUAGCGUCAAGAACGACCUCCUCCAUGUACUAACGUACGAAACCAACCGAAGCAUCAGGCGGAAGCUAUGCGAUACAGUCGGCGAGUUGGCGUCGUCGAUCCUAGAGGAAGGUGAAUGGGACGAGUUGCUUCCGUGUAUGUUUCAGUGGAUCACGUCGACAAACGUUUCUCAUCGCGAGAGCGCGCUGCGUGUCUUCGAAAUGAUUUCGCUGUACAUGGCCACGUGUAUGACCGCGUACUUCGACACAACGAUCCAGCAAUUGUUUCAAACAAGUCUGCGGGACGGCGAAGGUCACGUUGCUCUCCACGCACUGCGGGCCUUCGGCAUGCUUCUGCUCAGCUUGGACGAGCUGGACGAACGCGAUCGGUUCCAGCCGCUGCUUCCGUCAAUUUUGCAUGCGUUGCACUCGAUGCAUGUCGACGGAAACGAGGAAGACCUGGUGGAGGCGAUGGAAGUUCUGAUCGAGCUCCUCGAGCCCCACGCGUCGUUUUUCAAACCGAUUCUGAAAGAACUCGUCCCGCUCAUGGUGGUCCUUGUGUCGACCGGCGCGUCCGACGGAAGCUUUGGUCGCCGCCAGCUCGCCAUGGAAGUGCUCGUCUCGAUCGCUGAAAACGCCGCGAGCGCGUGCCGCCGGUUUCCUCAGAACGGAUUUGUCGAGCAAGUGUUUCCCCUCACGUUUCACCUGAUGCUUGACGUGAAUGAAGACACGACGGGCGACGAAAUGGACGACGCGGAAGACGACAUCUCCAACGUCGACGUCGGCGCCGAAGCUCUGCAGCGCAUGGCCCAAGCUAUCGGGUUCAAAAAGGCCCUCCCGGUCUCGUUUGGGCUCGUGUCGCAAUACGCCAGCCACCCCGACUGGAAGUACCAGUAUGCCGCGCUGAUGGCACUUACACAGAUCGUCGAGAUUGUCCCGUCCGGCCAGCUCCAUGCCGUCGUCAAGCACGUGUUUGCCCAUGUUCAUCCUGACGGUCACCAUCCUAAAGUCGUGUCGGUCGCAAUUGAUGCUCUCGGGCAGCUGGCCACGGACCAAGGGCCGUUGUUCCAGGAACAGUACCACGAACAAACGAUUUCUGUCUUGCUGGAAUACAUGCAAGUGACCGACCGACCGAACGUGCCGCCGAAAUGGACGUGGCACUUUCAAACGCACGCGCUGACGGCGUUGCGGCAAUUUAUCGACACAUGUCAUCCCGACAUGGUCGAGCCGUACUUGGAGUCGCUCUUGGGCAGUUUGUUUGCGCUGCUCAACCUCGGCCACGCGUCGGCGGAAGCCCGAUCGGUGCAGGAGUACGCUGUAUCGGCGUUGUCGUCGAUUGCAGGGUGUUGUGGCGAGUCAUUUGGGCGCUUCUUCAGUAUGGUGUUUCCGCCCCUAAAACAGCUCCUGUACACUUCGCUUCAAGAACUCCAGCAAGACACGGGUGUGUCCACAAUGCUGUGCGGCAUCACGCUCGAAUGUAUCUCGUUGGUUGGCCUUGCUGUGGGCCCGGCUGUGUUUGGCGCCGAUGCCACCGAGAUUCUAGACGUGAUGACACAAAUGCAGCACUCGGCGCAGUAUGCCAACGACGAGAUCCUGCGGUCGUAUCUGUUGCAGGCAUGGGCCCGGUGGUGUAAAACGCUGACCCACCAUUUUGCGCGGUAUCUGCCAGUCGUCAUGCCGAGCUUGCUCGACGCCGCCAUGCAACAAGCAGAAUUCGAAAUGGAGGACCAGGACGACAUGGAGGACCAAGACGAUGACGACGACGACGUCCAGAUCGCGCACAUCAACGACAAGUGCGUGAGUAUUCGGACGUCGAUCUUGGAGGAGAAGGCGACGGCGUGCCAAAUGCUGAGCAGCAUGGUUGCCGACCUCAAGGAGUCGUUCUUUCCGUACGUGGAGCAAGUCACGCAGGUGCUGACUCCACUGAUGACGGACUCGGUCCACACGGAAAUUCGCGCCGCGUCCAUCUCGGCCAUGCCGUGGCUGGUGCUGUCCGUGUCCAAGCAUUUGUUGCAACAUGGGCCAGCGCCGAUGGACAGCCUGAGCCCAGUCGUCCAAAUGCUCGAAUUCACUCUUGGCCGCCUUCUAAAUGCCCUCUCCACCGAACCCGAACUUGAUCUCCAAAUGACCAUCAUGCAAAGCAUCAAGAUGUGUAUUUCGCACGCGGUCAACCCGGAACACGACGGCGACGCGACGGUGGCCGCCAAGCAGCCACCCAAGCCUUCGAAGGUGGAAUUGCUCAACCAUGCGCAGCUGUCUCAGCUCGUGGAAGGACUGCUUAUUGUCCUUGCGGAGAGCUUCCAGCGUCGCGCGGUGCGCCGGGCACGAAAAGCCAUUGAAGAGUUUGACGACGAAGAAAACGAAGCGGAACUGGACAACGACGCGACGGAAGCGCAGUUGCAAUUCAUCCUGGCUGAUUGUUUGGGCAAUUUGGCCGAGACCCACCCGUCCCGCUUCUUUCCUGUCUUCCAAGAAACACUCCUGGACAAAGUGCUUGAGAUGGUGCAGCCCCAUUGUCUGCCGGAAGACCGAAAGCUCGCCGUGUACUUAGUGGACGACGUAUUGGAGCACUGCGAACCCGCUCGCGAACAACUCGCCACAUUUGUCCCCCUCCUCCUCAACUGCGUCGCAAGCGACUACCCGCCACUACGCCAAGCGGCGUCGUAUGGACUUAGUCUGGCCGCCCGCCUCGGCGGCGGUGCAUUCGCCCCGUACGUCAACUCGACGGUGGAACUCUUGUGGACGCUCGUGCACGGUGCGGACGCGUGGGAACCGUUCAUGCUGAACGCCACGGACAACGCCGUGUCGGCACUGGGCAGCAUCCUCCUACACUUUGACAGUUUGCCAUCGACGUUGUUUCCGCAGUGGUUGGCGCUGUUGCCCCUCCGCGGGGACGUCGAAGAAAGCGCAGCACUUGUCCAGAGGUUGUGUGCCGCCGUUCACGCGUCACACCGGGUAUUGUCGGACUACCCGAGCAACGUCCCGAGUGUUCUGAGCUUGCUGGCCGAGAUUUUGAGUCUCCAGUUGUUCGAGUCGGACCAACCAGUGUUCCAAGAUAUGCAGUCGGCGCUGCACAAGUUGCGAACGAUGGUGCCGGACCACGUGAUGAAGUCAGUGUGGCAGUCCAUGAGCAGUGCCCAGCAAGCGGCGUUGCAUGCGCUGUUUGCGUAAAACACUCAACUGUUUUAAUUAUGAUAUAGAGCACAUCUCCGAUUGGACUCGUC